This is a messenger RNA of Caenorhabditis sp. 36 PRJEB53466, 670 nucleotides long. Lineage: Eukaryota; Metazoa; Nematoda; Chromadorea; Rhabditida; Rhabditidae. The record is from the annotation of a GenBank genome assembly.
AUGGCUCUCGCGACUUCCGAUGAAGGUCUCCGAAGGCGUAAGGACUCUUUGUCGGUGAGUGGAGUCGAAUCUGUGGGCGUAUCAAAAAACAUUCGCAAGUUUAGGACGAGUUCGAUUCGGAGUUGGAUGACAACGAGAUGAAGGCGAUUGUGAAGGAUAUCGAGGAGGAUAAGGUUCACGACGAGAGUCCGGACACCCGUUGGACGUGAGUUGCAAAAUCAAGGUAGUGACAAAACCUGUCACUAUCACGUUCGUUUUCGUGCCUAUCCGACUUUGCGUUUGUUCGACGAUUCAGGCGGGCCUUUCGCAUUAGUGCGUUCGUUUUCAUUUCAGCCGCUUCAAGUCGCACAUGAAGGAGUGGGGCGAGACGGCGACGAUCCACGGAGUGCCGCACAUGGCCCAGGCGCACACCAACUACGCGAUCAUCGUCUGGAGCAUCAUAUUGAUCGUGAGCGCCGUCGGAUUCGUCUACAUGUUCACCACCAUUCUGGCCUCGUACCUCGCGUUCAACGUCGUCGUCAAUCUGAACACCGGCCUCGAUUCCGAACCGUUUCCCUCGAUCACUUUCUGCAAUACCAAUCCGUACAAGCUGAGUAAGAUGAGCGAUGUUCCCGAAUUGAAUGCCCUUUUGACUGUGUAUCAGGCUUCGGCGGAUGGUGAUUUGUCAUAA